AUGAAUAUUGAAUUCCAUCAUACACCACUUCUCGCCAAACUUUUUUUGCGACAUCGCUUUUUUCGAGACUUCGAUUUAUUCUUGCGUCAGGGUCGAUUUGCGCUUAUGAAAUCAGAUGUGUAUUAUGCAUCAUAUCACAGAAUGUAUUUUGUAAAUUUUGUCGACAAAAUAUGUGUAGAAAAAUUUUUAUGUUGAUUUUUAUUAGAAUAAAGUAAUUUAUAACGUUCAUUUACUCAACUCAUACUUUGUAUUACCAUCAAUUUUGCUUGUACUCUUACAAUUGCAUAAGUUCAUUUUUUGUUGUAAUUUUAGUACGAGCAUGGGGUUGGGGUCGUUUUGGCGCGGCCGUUUUGGCGCUUGCCGAUUUGGCGCGGCCGUUUUGGCGCGCCCAGUUUGGCGCGGCCGUUUUGGCGCGAGUCCUUUUUGGCGCGGCCGUUUUGGCGCGGGGGUCGUU
Messenger RNA from Meloidogyne enterolobii, 454 nucleotides. NCBI's taxonomy places the organism in Eukaryota, Metazoa, Nematoda, Chromadorea, Rhabditida, Meloidogynidae. The record is from the annotation of a GenBank genome assembly.